GAUUUCAAGAUAGGUGAUCGAGUAUUUGUGGGUGGCAUCAAGCCGGGUAUAAUAGCGUACAUAGGGGAGGUACAGUUCUCGAGUGGGUGCUGGGCAGGGGUGGUGUUAGACUCUGCAGUUGGGAAGAACGAUGGCAGUGUGAAUGGCGUGAGGUACUUCAUGUGCGAACCGAGGAGAGGCAUAUUUUCGAAUCUCUCAAAACUCUCCAAUAGCAACAACAGCAGUUUAAACGUUCUAGACAUCAACAUAAACAGUUCUGUAACAUCUCCUGGUUCUGCAUUCAGUACUCCUAGCCAGCCAUCUGUCACUCCAUUGAGUGCCCUACCCAGACGCAAGACGAGUGUCGGUUCGAAUUCAAGUCACGGAUCGGGCAAGCAAUUAUCAAAUGAUCUAACUAAUAAUCAAACAUCUGACUCUUCUGCCGCCAACUUAUCCAGUCUACCUUUCAAAUUAGGUGACCAUGUGGUCGUUAGUGGCAGCAAAAAUGGAAUUGUGAAGUUCAUCGGAGAGGCUGAGUUUGCGAAAGGAGUUUGGGUUGGAGUGGAUUUGAGGGAACCUCUGGGGAAGAAUGAUGGAUCGGUGGCCGGCAAAAGAUACUUCCAAUGCACUCCAAUGCACGGACUCUUCGCUCCAAUCCACAAAGUUGAGAUCUGCAAAGUGAUGGCAAGAUUGUUGCCAACGUCUGCUACACCUGCUGGCAUCAGAUCUCAACAGCAGCAACAACAUAGACAGCAGCAACAACAACAACAAAACUUUCAACAUCAACCACACCAAAUCUCAUCCCAUCGAUAUCAGAUAAAAAACCAAUUGAGCAACAUCAACAACAGCAGCAACAACAACCUCAUGACGGCCAGUUGGAGCAACAACACCAACAACAGCAACAACAUAAUGAACAGCAGAGGUACAUUGAAAGAGAAGGAGGAACACGUGGAACAGCUGAUCAAGGAGCGUGACCUCGAUAGGUCAGAGUUCAUCAAGACUGCUGCCCAAGUUGACGAGAUGGAAAGCCAGUUGAUGUUGAUGCAGUCGGAGAAAAAAAAAUAUGAAGCCGGAAUGAGUGAGGAGUUGGAACGAGCGAAGGAGCUCAUCUGCAAGCUGGAAAGUUCCAAGGCUGAUCUGAAGAUGCAGCUGAUUGAAGAGAAGAGGAAACUGGAAGACAUGCAGUUUUCAUUAGAGGAGUUGAACAUCGAAAAGCAUGACAUCCAGGUGGCUAUUGAAUUAUUAUUUAUUAUCUUUUCUCUUUUUUUGUUUUCUACUAAGCUAUAA
Messenger RNA from Helobdella robusta, 1266 nucleotides. RefSeq lists its product as hypothetical. The record is from RefSeq and is a predicted model, not a curated record. Gene Ontology annotation, molecular function: microtubule plus-end binding. The annotation marks the transcript as partial. Lineage: Eukaryota; Metazoa; Annelida; Clitellata; Rhynchobdellida; Glossiphoniidae. Gene Ontology annotation, biological process: cytoplasmic microtubule organization. Gene Ontology annotation, cellular component: cytoplasm; microtubule plus-end; nucleus. The transcript has 6 exons.